Messenger RNA from Carica papaya (papaya), 1304 nucleotides. Its product is annotated as ethylene-responsive transcription factor ERF071-like. Gene Ontology annotation, molecular function: DNA binding; DNA-binding transcription factor activity. The record is from RefSeq and is a predicted model, not a curated record. Lineage: Eukaryota; Viridiplantae; Streptophyta; Magnoliopsida; Brassicales; Caricaceae. Gene Ontology annotation, biological process: ethylene-activated signaling pathway; regulation of DNA-templated transcription.
CCUCUCUCCCCCUACAAAAACCCCCCACCUCCUCCUCUUCAUUACUUCAAUUCUUCAUUUUCAAACUCCUUAAACCUCUCACCUAAAACCCCUGUUUUCUUAUUCUUCCAAACCUUCUUCUUCAUUAAUCCUUUACAGUCUUCACUUAAUAAUAUUAUUGUUUGCUUCGAUUCGAGUUCCACCCCAAGAUGUGUGGCGGUGCUAUUAUCGCUGAUUUUAUUCCUCGUAAUCGUAGCCGGAGAAUCACCGCCUUUGACCUCUGGCCCGGUUCCCCGUUCGCCAAUUUCAACUGUAAUGACUCGGAGAAGAAACUGAGUCGACCGGAACCACCUCGCCAGGAACCUGUCUCCUUCAAGAGGACUCUGCCGACAUCAGGUGAUGAGGUGGAGAAGAAGGCGAAGAGGCAGAGGAAGAAUCUGUACAGAGGGAUCAGGCAACGACCGUGGGGAAAAUGGGCUGCGGAGAUUCGUGAUCCGAGGAAAGGAGUCCGUGUUUGGCUGGGUACCUUCAACACCGCCAAGGAAGCAGCUCGAGCCUACGACAGAGAGGCCCGCAAGAUCCGCGGCAAGAAGGCGAAAGUCAAUUUCCCCAAUGAAGACGACGAGUUCACCGUACCAACCCAAACUCAAAAAUCCAACCACAACCCACCUGCUAUCUGGAAUCCCGCUCCUCCUCCGUAUCAGACUCAAAACCCAAGAGCUAAUUUCAACAGCAUUGAUUUCGAGUUCGGGUACGACCUGAACCAGGUCGGAGGAAGUUUCUCUCGUAAUUCAACCGGAUUCAAUGAGAAUCACGCAGCUAAUGCGAUGAGCAAUGAAGCCGUCAUUUGUUGUUGCGAGGAAAACUCCGGUACUGGUACCAGGUCCGGAUCGGAAUGUGGUUACUCUUAUUCACCGGGAUUCACCGGCUGCAACCAGAACUCCAACAACAAUGGGGGAGUGAGGGUGAAGGAAGAAGAGCAGGAGGAGGAAGAAAACGAGGUGCGGAAAUUGUCAGAGGAGCUAAUGGCGUACGAGAACUACAUGAAAUUCUAUCAGAUUCCGUAUCUUGAUGGACAAUCUCCGGCGCAGAAUACUGCUGCACAGGAAAGCGUGGUGGGUGAUCUGUGGAGCUUCGACGAUGCCCCUGUAACUUCAGGUGCCGUGUAACGGCGUCGUUUCGCUCUGAUUUCAGUUCUUCCUUUCUGCUUUUCGCUUCUGAACUCGUGAACUGUUGUCUAAUGUUGGUAACUGUAAAUUUUGGUGCGUCGUAUUUUUUGUUUCUUUAUCUUUUUGGAAUCAUUAGUCCUCCAUAUUUGCUCUCCA